Folsomia candida is the source of this 686-nucleotide messenger RNA. RefSeq lists its product as uncharacterized. Bases 135 to 659 code for a protein of 174 amino acids. The transcript is spliced from 3 exons. The record is from RefSeq and is a predicted model, not a curated record. NCBI's taxonomy places the organism in Eukaryota, Metazoa, Arthropoda, Collembola, Entomobryomorpha, Isotomidae.
GUAAAAAUCCUUCUAAAUUUUCUGAUUCAAAAUUUUCAGUGAAGUUUACUUGUUAACUUAAAUAAAUAAUUACAAAACAUUUCAUCGUGGCGUUGGAAGAUCCAAUUGAAAGCUUGGGCUACGAGGUCACGAUCAUGCUCAAAUUCGCAUUUUUUGGUUUGAUUGGCAUCCUACUUGUUACCAUUUUGACUUGGAUCUCGUACUUGGACAGCUUCCACUUUCACCUGGGAUUUACGUCCUUCGUCUAUUUUGUGACAUGGUUGACUAGCUGCGAAAAUGACUGGGAGCUGAUGGGCGAUCGCUUGUCGCCGGGCAGUGAGGAAUCUCAAGCUGUCCGUAUCACGGUCGACAUCUUGAUGACACUGGCAUGCUGGGAUUACUUGGACCUUGGCGACAUUUUCUACGGAGUUGGCGAUAAGGACAACAACGUGGGUCAAGAUCACACCACUAAAUUUUGGCCAAUACUCUCCUGUGGAGAAUUUAUCACGGGAUCGUAUCUUGGAUGCCUUGCCCAUCUCGCUUUUUCCCGUGCCGUCACAAAUAUCGGGGUCGGUGUGGGAAUGUUGACAUCAAAGUUAUUGGAGAGAAAUAAUUUGAUCCCCAUGCGACAGCGACAAUCCCUCUUGGAUGAAAACAGUAAUUACACUGACCGUAAUUAAUCAAAAUUUCAAAGAUUUGUAUAUUAU